AUGUGCUACAGCUGUGAUCAGUUAAUCACAGAUAUGGUCCUUCAAGCUCUCGGGAAGUCGUACCACCCGGCUUGUUUCCGCUGUGCUGUUUGUAGACAGAGCCUGCAGGAUCUACCCUUCACUGUGGGCACAGACAACAAGGUUUACUGUAUCAAAGACUACCACAAGGUGCAGGCUCCGUGCUGUGCCACUUGUAAUAAACCCAUACUGCCGACGGAGGGUUGCACUGAGUCCAUUCGAGUGGUUUCAUUCAACAAAAACUACCACGCGGAGUGCUUCGGAUGUGACGUCGACUUUGUUUGA
Nerophis lumbriciformis (worm pipefish) is the source of this 303-nucleotide messenger RNA. Lineage: Eukaryota; Metazoa; Chordata; Actinopteri; Syngnathiformes; Syngnathidae. The record is from RefSeq and is a predicted model, not a curated record.